GGAGUCUUGACUUCCACUUCCGGUCCAGCCGCAUCCCACCUACAGCGAACGAAGCAGUGACAGUGUCAUUUUUAUUUAUGUUUUUGUGAAAUUAGGACGUUUCUAUCUCAAGAAAAUGAUCUUGCUUGAGAUACACAACAGGAUAGUGGAAGAGACCCUAGUGUUAAAGUUCAAAAACGCGCUUGCAGGCAACAAGCCUGAGUCAAUAGAUAUCACAGUAGCUGACUUUGACGGCGUCUUAUUUCAUAUUUCCAAUCAGAAGAAUGACAAAACGAAAAUUAUUGUUAGCAUUUCCCUGAAGUUUUACAAAGAGCUCCAGCAGCAUGGUGCAGACGAACUUUUGAAAAGAGAGUAUGGAUCCCUGCUGAUCAACCCCGAGGAUGGCUUUAAUGUUUCAGUGUUAAUCGACCUAGAAAAUGUUCCAUCCAAUUGGGAGGAGGUAGCAAAGAAAGUCGGCUUGCUGAAACGACACUGUUUCGCAUCCGUUUUUGAAAAAUAUUUUGACUUCCAAGAGCGGGGAGAGGAGGGCCACAAGAGAGCAGUAAUCAACUACCGCAAUGAUGAAACCUUGUACGUCGAGGCUAAAGCGGACCGAGUCACAGUAGUCUUCUCGACGAUUUUCAAAGAUGAAGACGACGUCAUUAUCGGCAAAGUGUUCAUGCAAGAACUGAAGGAAGGUCGCCGAGCUAGCCACACUGCACCACAAGUUCUCUUUAGUCACAGAGAACCGCCGUUAGAACUCCAAAACACUGACGCUAGAGUUGGAGAAAAUAUUGGCUAUAUAACCUUUGUUCUAUUCCCUCGUCACACGAACAGAGAAACUAGAGAAAACACCAUCAACUUGAUUCACAUGUUCAGGGACUACCUGCACUACCACAUCAAGUGCUCAAAAGCGUACAUCCAUUCUAGGAUGAGGGCCAAGGCGUCCGACUUCCUAAAAGUGCUCAACCGGGCCAGGCCUGAACCAAAGACGGUUGAAAAGAAAACUAUGUCGGGCCGGACCUUCAUCAGGCGGGAAUAAUGAUAGCAUUCAAUAACUGCAGAAAAAAUGGCUCAAGCUUCAGUGCCUGAGUCCCUUGCCCCUCCUCAAUCAAGCACACACCACUAGAAAAAAAUACGAACUCUAUGAAUGAUCCGAAUUCUGUCUUCAUUGUGUCAAAGUCUAGGUAAGAAAGGAAAAUGAAUCACUUCGGCUCCGAACAAGGGCCGCGGUCAAGUCUAUACAUUGGCAACACGCAUAAUUGGGCGGGGCUUAGCAAUCAGGUUGUUCAAGCAUUGUUUUUGUGAAUACUGUAAUUAAUCUCCCUGUGAUCAUGUAGAAUCCUAGACGGAGAAGUAUAUAAAAAACGCAAUAUUUGCUUGUGAGUUGUUGAGUUUGCGUAGUGGAGCCUGGAUAUACUUUUUGCUAAUAUAUUCAAAAGCCACUACCUCUUACAAACAUUGGGCUCGAAAGUGUGUGCAAUAUGAAGAAUGAAGACCUACAUAGAAAUCGAGUUUUAACGAGAAAAAAAGAGGCAAACUUCCACUACUGUAAUCUGUAGCAAGAUUUCAGCAGACAAUGCGAGCCAUUCAAUUAUUACUGCAAAAAACGAGAAAACAAAAAUACUAGAGGGAGUUAGGGAAUUAAAAUUUAAUGCGACAAAAAAUCGAGUGUUUUAAAAAAAAGAGGAUGUUUGGUGUACAGGAAUUUUGAAUGCGAGUGUGAAGAAAGAGUGGCGAGUGAGUUAGACCAUAAUGAAGGGAAGAGAGUCAUUUUGUUCAUUUGUGACCGCGUGAAACAGUUAGAAGCGAACACAUGAUUUUCCCUACCUGUUCCCGCGAGAUAACCAUGUUGAGAAUGGAAUCUCCAGAGAUACUAAAAUUUAUACACUACAUACCGCAACUAUCACUGUUUGUUUUUCUUUAACUGAUUUUCUACUGAAUUAACGACGUUUUGUAAUAAGUUACUGCACAAAUUGAAAUAAAUUACCUGGUGUCAUCAGCAAUCAA
Cloeon dipterum is the source of this 1989-nucleotide messenger RNA. RefSeq names its product Actin-related protein 2/3 complex, subunit 2 (gene Arpc2). The record is from RefSeq and is a predicted model, not a curated record. Gene Ontology annotation, molecular function: structural constituent of cytoskeleton; actin filament binding. The transcript is spliced from 7 exons. The coding region runs from base 116 to 1021 and encodes 301 amino acids. Lineage: Eukaryota; Metazoa; Arthropoda; Insecta; Ephemeroptera; Baetidae. Gene Ontology annotation, biological process: actin filament polymerization; Arp2/3 complex-mediated actin nucleation. Gene Ontology annotation, cellular component: Arp2/3 protein complex; actin cytoskeleton.